Molecule: messenger RNA, 1421 nt
Organism: Phlebotomus papatasi
Lineage: Eukaryota; Metazoa; Arthropoda; Insecta; Diptera; Psychodidae
Product: endoplasmic reticulum-Golgi intermediate compartment protein 3
Exons: 4
Coding region: 128-1297 (389 amino acids)
Biological process (GO): endoplasmic reticulum to Golgi vesicle-mediated transport; retrograde vesicle-mediated transport, Golgi to endoplasmic reticulum
Cellular component (GO): endoplasmic reticulum; Golgi membrane; endoplasmic reticulum membrane
Source: RefSeq, a predicted model, not a curated record
AUGUGAGUGCACAUUUGGCAAUUGCAAGAUAUCUCGCUAAACAGAGGGAUUAUUUUAUUAAAAAUCCUGAUAAAGGAAUAUCAAAUUUUAACUGAAUUUUUAUUUUAUGUGAAGUAAUUUUAAUAAAAUGUUAGAUUUACUAAAACGUGUGGAUGCCUAUCCAAAAACAUUCGAGGAAUUUAGUUUUAAAACUCUCAUGGGAGCAAUAGUCACAAUUAUUAGUUCAGUACUUAUUGGUGUUCUGAUUCUACUGGAGGUAAAUGCAUUCCUUACACCAAAUAUCUCAGAAGAAUUAUUUGUUGAUACUACACGAAGUCACAAAUUGCAAAUCAACGUGGACAUUACUGUUCCAAGAAUCUCUUGUGAUUAUCUCAGUGUUGAUGCAAUGGACACGGCAGGUGAACAACAUCUGCACAUAGAGCAUAAUGUCUACAAACGCCGGUUAGAUCUCGAUGGAAAUGUUAUCACCGGAGAUAAACCAAUCAAAGAAAUGAUGACGACAACUGAAAAGAAGACGGAACAGUCUUCAACUGAGAAAGCCGUAGAAAAUACCACACCUGCUUGUGGCAGUUGUUAUGGUGCCGGAGUUAAUGAUACCCAUUGCUGCAACACUUGCCAAGAAGUAAUUGAUGCCUAUCGUGUUAAGAGAUGGAAUCCCAAUCCUGAAGAUUUUGUCCAGUGCAAAAAUGAGAAUAUCACCGGAAAGGGCCAGAGUAAGAAUGCUCUCAAAGAAGGCUGCCAGAUUUAUGGCAAUAUGGAAGUUAAUCGAAUGGGAGGCAGUUUUCACAUAGCUCCUGGUCAGAGCUUCUCCAUAAAUCACGUUCACAUCCAUGAUGUUCAACCCUAUACCUCAACAAGCUUCAAUACAUCACACACAAUCAAUCACCUCUCAUUUGGCGAAAGAAUCAACUUUGCCAAUACCCAUCCCUUGGAUGAACUAAAAGUUACAGCUUCUGAGGGUGCAACAAUGUUUCAGUACUACGUUAAAAUUGUCCCAACCCUCUAUGUAAAACGCAAUGGGGAGUCUGUGCACACAAAUCAAUUUUCUGUGACACGCCAUCAGAAAGUCGUAUCCGUUAUUACGGGUGAAUCAGGAAUGCCUGGUAUCUUCUUCAGCUAUGAGCUAUCACCACUCAUGGUGAAGUAUACAGAAAAGGACAAUUCCUUGGGACAUCUGGCCACAAAUAUUUGUGCUAUUGUCGGUGGGAUAUAUACGGUAGCAGGAAUUUUCUAUUCUAUGCUACAUACAUCCCUCAAUGCAAUCCGGAAGAAGAUUGAAUUAGGAAAAUUUAGCUAAAGAACAGAAUGUAACCAAAUUACAUAGAAAUUUUGAUCUGAUGACUGAGAGUAUAUGGAAUGUGGGUGGUUUUACCAAAAUUCGAUGACAAAAAGAAAAUAAAUUAUCAAAAUUUGAUAAAGAC